Molecule: messenger RNA, 504 nt
Organism: Rhinocladiella mackenziei CBS 650.93
Lineage: Eukaryota; Fungi; Ascomycota; Eurotiomycetes; Chaetothyriales; Herpotrichiellaceae
Exons: 2
Coding region: 1-504 (167 amino acids)
Source: RefSeq, a predicted model, not a curated record
AUGACGAACGUAUUUGAAAAAUACAGCGACAAGUUUUCAGGAGUAUGGAACCUGAUCUCGUGGGAAAUGUACGACUCUGAUGGGCCUGACAAGAAGCUGGUCUCCAAACCACACGGUGACGAUCCUCUAGGUAAAGCGGUGAUCAGUCCAUCCGGAUACCUGUCAGCAAUCCUUGUGCCGCGAGCGUGUAUGACACCGUUCCUGUCUGAUGAAUGGGGCCAUGCCUCGGACGAAGAAGUUUUGCGCGUUUCAAGGAAUUUGACCGCAUACGCAGGGCCCAUGACUCUACUUGAAAGCGAAAAUGGUGAUGGCAGUUUCCUGUGGCACACCGCGGUCGAGAUAGCGAAUAAUCCGAACUGGGUUGGGAAACUGCAGACGAGAAAAGCAGUCUAUUCGGAGGAAAAUGGGAUAGCUUAUAUGACUCUCGAACCUGUCAAGUGGUAUUAUCACAAGGACGGUAGCAAGACACGCGGAGUUCUCAAGUGGCAGAAAGGAGGCUCUUGA